GCAUAACACAGCCAUAACGCAGGAAGAACCCAAAGAAGCCGGAGGGAAAACAGAGUAGAACAGAGGGCACAUUGGUUCCAUGGGGGAAGCCGAGGCUGAUUCGAGCCCAUCUACAUGGCUGCCUGGCCCCCUCAUUGUCGGCGCCGGCCCCUCCGGCCUCGCCGUCGCGGCCUGCCUUGCCGACGUCGGAAUCCCCUCCACCGUCCUCGAGAAGUCGAGUUGCGUUGCCUCGCUCUGGCAGCACCGCACCUACGACCGCCUGCGCCUCCACCUCCCGAAGCAGUUCUGCGAGCUCCCUCUGAUGGGCUUCCCCGACGGGUUCCCCAAGUACCCGUCGAAGCAUCAGUUCAUAUCCUACCUGGAAUCCUACGCCACCGCAUUCGGCAUCCGGCCGCGGUUCGGGACCGAGGUCCUGGACGCGGCGUUCGACCGGGGAAUCGGGGCUUGGAGAGUCCGGACUCGCGGCGGCGAGGAUUUCGUGAGCCGGUGGUUGGUGGUGGCGACGGGCGAGAACGCGGAGCCGGUGGUGCCGGAGUUCCCGGGGAUGGAGCGGUUCGGCGGGCGCGUCGUCCAUACGUGUGCCUACAGGUCUGGUGCUGACUUCAGGGGGGAGAAGGUGUUGGUGGUCGGCUGUGGGAAUUCCGGCAUGGAGGUAAGCUUGGACCUCUUCCGCAAUGACGCGAGGCCUCACAUGGUGGUCAGGAACACAGUGCAUGUGUUGCCGCGAGAGAUGUUAGGGUGGUCGACGUUCGUAGUAACCAUGGCGCUCCUCAGGUGGCUGCCGCUGAGGCUGGUGGAUCAGUUCCUGUGCGCCAUGGCGCAUCUCAUGUUCGGCGACACCGACCGGCUCGGCCUCCGGAGGCCCAAACUGGGGCCCAUGGAGCUCAAGAACCUCGCCGGCAAGACUCCGGUCCUCGACGUCGGCGCCCUCGCCCUAAUCCGAUCAGGAAACAUCAAGGUGAUGCGAGGGGUGAAGGAGAUAACCAGAGGAGGAGCAAAGUUCGUGGAUGGAAUGGAAGAGCAGUUCGACGCUAUUAUUCUGGCGACGGGUUACAGGAGCAACGUGUCUUCCUGGCUCAUGGACGACGGUGGUCUGUUCACGAAGGAAGGCAUGGCGAAAGACCCGUUCCCUGGAGGUUGGAAAGGGGAGAAGGGACUCUACUGCGUGGGCUUCACCAGGCGCGGCCUCCUCGGAGCCUCCCAUGACGCUCUCAACAUCGCCAGGGACAUCCUUCUCCAGCGGAACAACCCCUCCUCCCACCAUUUGGCCAAGCAAUGAUGGUGAGGCCGCCUGCUCCAUCUUCUUCCUGUGGUG
This is a messenger RNA of Musa acuminata AAA Group (dessert banana), 1315 nucleotides long. RefSeq names its product indole-3-pyruvate monooxygenase YUCCA1-like. The record is from RefSeq and is a predicted model, not a curated record. Gene Ontology annotation, molecular function: NADP binding; flavin adenine dinucleotide binding; N,N-dimethylaniline monooxygenase activity. Lineage: Eukaryota; Viridiplantae; Streptophyta; Magnoliopsida; Zingiberales; Musaceae. Gene Ontology annotation, biological process: auxin biosynthetic process. The transcript is spliced from 4 exons. The coding region runs from base 80 to 1279 and encodes 399 amino acids.